Molecule: messenger RNA, 540 nt
Organism: Paramecium tetraurelia
Lineage: Eukaryota; Ciliophora; Oligohymenophorea; Peniculida; Parameciidae
Exons: 1
Source: RefSeq, a predicted model, not a curated record
UCUUUAUAUUACUCCUCUAAGUUUUAUUGAACUGAACAUCAGAAAGGAGGCACAUGAAUCUCACCUCUCCCUCCUGGUCUAAUUGACUUUGCUUCACUGAAAAUAAGAGUUAAAGUUUAUGGCCAACAAUACCUUGUUGAUCAUACGUGCAAAUUAAAUAAUUAAUAUAAGUAUUAAUAUAAAAUUGUUACCAUAUCUAUGGAACAUUCAGAAAUUAAAUCAGAUAAACCUGUGGUAAUCUAUGGAGGUGAUUAUUGUCCAUAUUGCCAUAAAUUAAAGCGCUUUUUGGAGACUAAAAAUAUACCUUAUGAAUACAGAGACAUCACAAAGGAGAAGGAACACGAAAAAUAGGUGAACGAAUUCGUAGUUAAAUUGAAGUGGAGCACAAUUCCAAUGGUAUUCAUUAAAUAAAGGUUUGUUGGUGGAUACACAGACGUAGUGAAUUUGGACUAGAAGGGAGAAUUGGAGAAAUUAAUAAAAUGAAGAUUUGGAGAUGAUUAUUAAAAAUCAUAAAUUAUAAUUAUUCUAUUGUUAUUCUCA